Thlaspi arvense is the source of this 1125-nucleotide messenger RNA. NCBI's taxonomy places the organism in Eukaryota, Viridiplantae, Streptophyta, Magnoliopsida, Brassicales, Brassicaceae. The record is from the annotation of a GenBank genome assembly.
AUGGCCAUGAUUUCUGAUUCGAUCACCAACGCCUCUGCCACUGCAGCCCCAAGCGCAAGGGAUUUCGGAAAAAAGAAAAGGACGAACAGGUCAGCCAAAUUGAAACAGAGCAAGCUAGGUCUCCGCCGUGAGCAAUGGCUUUCUCAAGUUGCGAUGAUAAACAAAGGGGAUAAGGAGGAAGUGGAUUCAAAUCGGAAAACUGGAAGUGAAAAACCUAAUCAGAGAAUUCCUCCGGCUGAGAAUUUAGAUGGGCAGCGUAGAGAAGAAGAGGAUAACAGUGGGACACAUCGCCAUGAGAGCUUCAUAGAGUCACUUUCGAAUAGCCCUAACAGCAUCCUGAGUGGCAUGAACUCGAUCCCCAAUUUUAGCUGCAGCAGUAGCAGUGGAAGUGGUGGCUCUUGUUCUGGUAAUAUUACAGAGGAAGAAGAUGCUGAUGAUGAUGAUUGUUUGGAUGACUGGGAAGCUAUUGCUGAUGCUUUAGCAGCUGAUGAUGAUAAGCACGAGAAAGAGAAUCCUCCUGAGCCCUGCGAAGAGCAUGAGAGUGUCAAGCAUUCAGCUUCUCCAAGAGAUUCAAUCAGUGGAUCUGGUGUGGCUAUAAGGGAUGCAAAGCCUGAUUGCUCGAGAACAACAUCAAGGAAGCAAAAGAGCAACCAGGCAUGGAGGCCAGACGAUAAGCUCCGCCCUCAGGGUCUGCCGAAUUUGGAGAAGCAGCGUAGCUUUCCGGUCAUGAACAUGCAUUUUAGUUCUGUGGCAGUGCCAUCUUCAUGCCCCAUUUGCUACGAAGAUCUUGACUUGACGGAUUCUAAUUUCUUGCCAUGCCCUUGUGGAUUCCGGCUCUGCCUUUUCUGCCACAAGACGAUUUGCGAUGGAGAUGGGCGUUGUCCAGGUUGCAGGAAGCCAUAUGAAAGGAACACAAUCAAGGUUGAGGCUAGUUUUCAAGGUGGUGGUCUGACUAUUAUUCGGCUUGCUCGUUCGUCUAGCAUGUUCUGCAGAUAUGGGUAUAGGAUUUGUCUUUUGGCACCUGAGAACUAUGUUCUAUGUUCUUCUAUGUCAAUGACUCUUCUUCGUCUGAAACAUGUCGUGGUGGUGGUGAUGGUUUAUGUAGAGUGGUGUGUGAGUACAUAA